ACCGAGAUCAGCUCUGACACUACUACUAUCUGCUAGUAUAGUUACACAGAAUCAAUGCCAGACAAACAUCUACAGCCAUAUAUUAUAUCAGUUACGUUUUACAUCUACGCUAUUUAUAUAUAUCUAGCAACACUACUGCUGGAAUUUACCAAAUUAAAAACUUAAUGUACUUGGAAUAGACCUUCUUGUACGUGAAUUCAUAUUAGACAGGAGUUGGUAGCUGAAGUCACAGCAAAUGUUCCAUCCAUGUAUGUGACAGAUGAUCCAGACAGACAAACAAUUCAACUUCUAGAAUGACAUUCAUAAGAAAUUGGACAGACGCAAUAAACAAUGUAUCCACAGCGUCUGCUAAUCAAAGUUCAAUUAUUUUAUCUGCAAUUUCCACUGAAUAUACUAGAGUCAACAAUAAUAUGCUUCCUGCUACAUCCACUGUUUUUACAGAGACGGAAACAAACCUGGCUCUAGAAAAGAAAUUUGCAGAAUCUUGUGAACAGUGGCAAGAUGCUCAACACACGUUAUUACAACUGGCCAAUCUGUGCCUGGCAAUAUCAUUUUUUACCCCCAGUAAUUUCCGUUUCCAUUCAAUUUGUCUGAGGUCGUUCCUGCUAAUUGGAUUUCUGCUUUUCAUCUUGUGGUCUUCUUUGCUAGUUUGUAUGCCGGAUGUUCUUGGCUGGCACAUUGUGUUUUCGGUUUUCAAUUUGUGCCACAUGAUUUUUAUUGGAUAUAAAAUGAUACCAGUUAAACUACACCAUCAACUAGAAGUAAUGUAUAAAAAACUAUUUAGGCCAAUGCAUAUGACUAGAAAGGAGUUUGCAGAAAUAUGUAAGCUAGGAUCUGUGAUAACUUUAGCUAAAGGAAGUUUAUAUGCUGUACAAGGAAUAACACCAUGUGGUGAAAAAUUAUCCAUUUUGGUAAAAGGAAGGUUAAAGGUGACUUAUAACAGAUUAUUUUUACAUUUUAUUGAAUGUAAUCAGUUUGUUGAUUCACCUGAGUUAGAUUCUAUGACCUAUUCUAUUGAUGAAGAAGAAAAAUACCAGGUUUCCAUUACAGCAUCAGAAGAUAGUUGUUUAAUAACAUGGCAUUUUCCAACAUUACAAAACCAUCUUAGCAAUGAUCCUUAUCUUGAAACAAUGUUUCAUCACAUAGUUGGUAAAGAUAUCAGUAAUAAAUUAUAUCAAAUACAAGAACUCUUAUUGGUUAAUCCAGACUACAUGUGUACUUUAGCUAGUCGACAGUCUUCUAUGGUUAAUAUCAGACAUAGUCUGGUUACACAAGACUCCAGUAUGAGCUUACUUAAUUUCAACAAUAUGAAUAUGGCUGCCGAUAUCAAACAUUUAAACCAACAGUUAGAUUCAGCUAUAAAAUCUUGCCAUGGACCAAAAGAAAGUGAAACACGUGUAUAAAAAAAUACAAAGAUGGACAGUAGAUCUGUAAGAUAUUGAAGAAUCUGUGGAGAGCACCAAAAACUUCAGAUUCAGUGUAAAAAACAUCCAGAGUAUAUAAUCAGCCAAUUACAAACAUUCAGAGUAUGAACAAAUCAGCAUUGAGACUUCAUUUUAGAAUGUAUUAGACUUAGUAGAAAAACUUGAAUUUAUUCGGUUCUAUAAAUAUAAUACGUUUAUAUUCAUGUCUCAAUUAUAUGUAGUUCCAUUUUAAUACAGACUCCCUAAUACAACCAAAAGCUGCAAGGUCAUCCAUGCAAACUAUAAGUGUAAAAUGUACAAUUACAACAAAUCCACACUGAGCAAGUUAUAAAAAUUCAAAUAAGUUUAGAAAAAUGCAAUAAAAGGGCGAUAACUCAAAGAUUUUCGAUCAAAAUUGACCAUGCAAACUAUAAGUGUAAAAUCUAAACUUUCAAAAAUAAUCCCCACUAAACAAGUUAUAAAAACUAAGGUUAGUAAAUUGAGGGUCGAUUACUCAAAGAUUUACGAUCAAAAUAUUAUUAAGGUUGAAUGAGAAUAUUGUUUUGCUAUCAUGUUCACAACUUUCUAAACUUUUUCUUUCUUAUACAAUCCCUCUGAAUUUCCUGUAUUUUGUUUGAAUGUAAUUGGGGAGAUAACCCCAUUUGUGAUCGAAAAAUUCUAUAGGGUUCUUCAUUGGUCAGAUAACUACUUCAUGGGUUGUUAUCGUUUCAAAUGCUCCCAUUAUGUAUAAAAGAAUAACCAUCGUGGAUUGCUCAGACGGCUUAGCUGCUGUGAGUGUAUCUUCCAUUGCCUGGCAACCUAUCUUAUCAUCAGCUAUAGCUAAUGUAAAUAUAUGAGAACUAUAAGUAUGGGUGUUGCUGCAAAAGUUAAUGUGUCUUAUAACAGGUUGUGAUGCAGAUUACUGGCCUUUAUAUAUAUAUAUUAUUGUUAUAGGAUGUUGUUCUUUAAGUACAAGUUUGAAAUAUAUAGGCCUAAUGUAGGCUUAUUAUAAACCUCUAAAGCAUUCGAUUUUGUUGUAACCGCCAUAUCUCUGCAAAACCUUUCAACCAAAGCAUUGUUGUGAAAUCGUUGUGAAAUGUAGUUGUAUUAAUCUAUCAAUUUUAACCUGUAUCAAAGUUUUUGUUAUUAACAUGUAGUUUGUAAUUUACAAAAUGUACAUGGUGUAUGUGAAUUGUUAUUGUUAUCAUAUAUUUAUUUUAUUUUAUUUUAUUUAUUUUAUUUUUUAUUUUAAUUUAAUGAAUCCAUGGUUGUUAUAUUUGAAGGAAAUGUGUUCAGUAUUAUAUAUGUACAUUGAAAACAUAGCAGCAUUAGAUUUGUAAAAAAAUUAGUAGGCCUAGUAUUAAUUAAUCUCAAAGUUAUUUUUUUAAAGAAUUUUGAAUUGUUUUAUUUAAUUGCAGUUGUCAGCUUCAAGUAGCUCAUCAUCAUAUUCUUGUGAAUCACAGGUUGUGAUCUAUAUGUUUCAAUAAAAGAAAGACAUGUCUCCUAUAUUUAUGAAUUGUUUUUUGGCUUAAAUUGAAGAAAUAAAAAUGGUUGUUGCUUUA
Molecule: messenger RNA, 2965 nt
Organism: Patella vulgata (common limpet)
Lineage: Eukaryota; Metazoa; Mollusca; Gastropoda; Patellidae
Product: popeye domain-containing protein 3
Exons: 5
Coding region: 294-1403 (369 amino acids)
Cellular component (GO): sarcolemma
Molecular function (GO): cAMP binding
Source: RefSeq, a predicted model, not a curated record